GACGUUCACUUCCGGGUGAGUGCCAUGAACGAGUUGAACUUCCCUUUGCGGCUCGCUGACUAGUCCCAGCUCCAUCUGGUUUCAGCUGGACAGUUGACAGGUGCCGCUCCCGUAAAGCCAGCUCAGAUGGAUUAUACCGCCGCUCAGAGUGGGUUCAGACAGCGUAAGUUACAGCCUAAUAUGCGCCUGAGGAACAGUUCUGUGGAUGGGCCCGAUGGCAGCCAGCUGUUUGAUGACACCAGUGCAGCUGGGCCCGGCGCUCAAGGAGUCUACAGAAAUCAGCAGGCGGGGCCCCAAGCAGCAGGACUUCCUGGCCAGUCCUUCCUGUCAGACCCCAUGUCCAACCUGGCGAUGGUAUACGGCAGCUCGCUGGCGUCCCAGGGGAGGGAAAUGGUGGACAAAAAUCUGGACAGGUUUAUUCCCAUAUCCAAGCUGAAAUACUACUUCGCUGUCGACACGGUGUACGUGGGGAAGAAGCUGGGGAUUUUAGUUUUUCCUUACAUGCACGAGAGCUGGGAGGUGUGUUAUCAGCAGGACAUCCCCGUGGCGCCGCGCUUUGAUGUGAACGCUCCUGACCUCUACAUUCCUACGAUGGGCUUCAUCACGUACAUCCUGGUGGCCGGACUGGCUCUCGGCACACAGGACAGGUUUUCUCCAGAGCUUCUGGGGGUCCAGGCCAGCUCAGCGUUGGUGUGGUUGAUCAUGGAGGUCCUGGUGGUCCUGCUUUCACUCUAUCUCGUCACCGUGAACACAGACCUCACCACCAUAGACCUUUUAGCCUUUUCAGGAUACAAAUAUGUUGGGAUGAUCGUGGGCGUAGUGGCAGGUCUUUUAUUUGGAAAGACAGCAUAUUACCUCUCUCUGCUGUGGUGUUGUGCCGCCAUCUUUGUCUUUAUGAUCCGCACUCUGCGUCUGAAGCUCUUAUCCGAGGCGGCGGCUGAAGGGAAGCUGGUGAGAGGAGCCAGGAACCAGCUGAGGAUGUACCUCACCAUGUCUAUCGCAGCGGCACAGCCCAUCUUCAUGUACUGGCUCACCUACCAUCUCAUCAGAUAAAAGCCUCAACGCUCACCGACUGAGACGCUCAUCGUCUCAGAAACGGAAACAAACUCUGCACAAGGAACCACGUCGCUAAACUCGACGUGCAGAACGCGCGCGCUACCAAACAACAAAGAGGGGCCACCUCUGCCUCCUCCUCUGAGCACAGCCACAUUGUUAGUUUUUUUUUUUAUAUAUAUUUAAUGUCUUCAGAUUUUGUAGCAAGAACAGGUGGCUUUAAUUUCUCUGCAUCUUUAAUGUGUAAUUGCACGUUAACUAUGUUUUUAUGAAUAUUUAUGUACGCCUGUGAGUUGAUUAAGCUGCCAUGUUGCAGAUUCACAGGUGUUUUUUUUUUUUUUUUUUUUUAAGCCAGUGCAAAGGAAGCACUUCAGCCUCACACGUUGCAUAAAACAUUUAGCCUAAAUGUUUUAUGUAACUUUUUUUUUUUUUUCUGUCAGAGAUGCCAGAUAAAGUGGAGAAAAAGUUCAAAGAAAUCCUUCAGGGUGGUGCUGUUGUGUGUGCGAGCUUUGCAGCCGGGCACCUCCUGGACUGAGAGAUCUCCUGGAAGAUGGACCUGUUUACUGCUGAAUAAACGUAGUUUAAUUGAAUAUCACUGUUGUUUUAUGUUUGCAAUAAAAAAUAGUCUUAUUUACCACCGGGGUUCAAUUCAAAUCAGCCUAAAUUAUUCCAGGAAACCUUUGUAUGUGAGCUCUCAAACUGCGGCUGAAGCUGUUUUUGAUGAGCACCUAUUUAAAUAGGAAGCAUUUUACCCCGAACCGACGGGUUAUUUUUACCACUAUAGCACGACGGACUUGAAGUCAAAGUUUACUGGAAGUGGAAGAAAAGCUGAUAAUAUGAAGCCACUGUAAUGAUUUGACGAAGUGACUGAUGGACUGACAAAAAUUUUGCUUGUUUUCUUAAAUGUUUGUAGCUGAAUUUGUAUCACAAUUCUGCUCAUUACUGCGAAGGAGAAAUAAAAAAAAUUUACCUGUAGAACAAACUAGAAUUCACAGCAUUUCGGACACAAAUGUGUGUUUUCAUUGCUGUUUUUCUCCUUUUUUUUUCAAAAUAAAGAACUCGUAAGUCA
Molecule: messenger RNA, 2122 nt
Organism: Fundulus heteroclitus (mummichog)
Lineage: Eukaryota; Metazoa; Chordata; Actinopteri; Cyprinodontiformes; Fundulidae
Gene: yif1b
Product: Yip1 interacting factor homolog B (S. cerevisiae)
Exons: 8
Coding region: 127-1053 (308 amino acids)
Biological process (GO): endoplasmic reticulum to Golgi vesicle-mediated transport
Cellular component (GO): Golgi membrane; COPII-coated ER to Golgi transport vesicle; endoplasmic reticulum membrane
Source: RefSeq, a predicted model, not a curated record